GUUAAUCACCUUUUCGAAAUAUGUGGAAUGCUUUAUGAAAGGUUUCAUAAAUCUUCGGUCAAAUCCAUCAUCUCUAGUACUUCGUGGCUACCCAAAGUUGUGCUUCAACGCACGCUUAUCACUUGCCCAUCUGGAUUCGUAGACGAGGCCCCUUUCUUAUCCCACGAACAAUGUCUUCCAGCGUGCCAAAUGGCGCUCACCUCAAUCACACUACAUACCCGCCCUUUCCGAAGGACGUGCCCAGUGUGAAGCUAGAGACCUUUUCCCUUGCCCGGCUUGAGGCAGGAGACAAGGCUCUCGAGGACCGCCUUUUCCAGACAUGCAGGGAAAGAGGCUUCUUCUAUCUCGAUCUCAGUGGCAGCUCCGUGAGCUCGAUGCAACAGGAUGCUGACGACCUGGUCAAGCUUGCAGAAAAGGUGCACAGGCUUCCACAGGAAGAGAAGGAGAAGUAUCCUAUGAGAGACUCCAUCUUUGGCUUCAAGCCGAUCGGUGCUACCAAGACAGAUGCUCAAGGCACACCAGAUACGGCAGGGUUUUUUAACAUCUCCAAGGACGCCAUACUCGAGAACACGGACCGCUGGCCGCUGCCCCAGCUCGUCCUCGAUGAGAAGCCCAUGAUCGCCAGAUACAUGCGCAACGCCCACGGCACCGGACUGAAAAUCAUGACCAUCCUCGUCGCCAGGCUCGGCCUCCCGCCUGACGCGCUGGAGAGAUACCACCGCAUAACCGAGGAAUCAGGCGACCACGUCCGCCUGACCCACGGUCCGCCCAGGAGGACGGCUGAAUUACCUGAGAUCCAGACACCGGGUCAUACUGACUUCGGCACCAUCACAAUUCUGUUCAACUGGCUGGGCGGGCUGCAGGUCUGCUCGGCCGGGUCAGCUGAGAAGCCGAGGUGGCUGUGGGUGGAACCGCCGCCGCCGAACCAUGCCAUCGUCAACCUCGGGGAUGCGACAGUCAAAUGGACGGGCGGCGUUCUCUGCUCCGGGAGGCACAGGGUGGUGCCUGCGCCAGGCGAGCAGGGCAAGUUUGAGCGGUAUAGCAUUGUGUAUUUUGUAAGACCGGAAAAUAAGGCGGUCCUGAAGAGGCUGGAGGCGGCGGGCAUCCCGAAAGUGGGACCUGAUGAGGUGGAGGAGGAGAUCACUGCCAAAGAAUGGAUCCUCCAGCAGGCGCGGGGUUUGGGACAAUCUAUCGCGAAUUGAUCUUGCUAUGAAUUAGCCCCUCUCUGAAGUCGCAUUGUAUGGAAUGAAAUCUUCAUGCGGUC
Messenger RNA from Cryphonectria parasitica EP155, 1264 nucleotides. Its product is annotated as Clavaminate synthase-like protein. Lineage: Eukaryota; Fungi; Ascomycota; Sordariomycetes; Diaporthales; Cryphonectriaceae. The coding region runs from base 171 to 1202 and encodes 343 amino acids. Gene Ontology annotation, molecular function: dioxygenase activity. The transcript has 3 exons. The record is from RefSeq and is a predicted model, not a curated record.